This is a messenger RNA of Didymosphaeria variabile, 2436 nucleotides long. RefSeq lists its product as uncharacterized. Gene Ontology annotation, biological process: RNA processing. Gene Ontology annotation, molecular function: RNA nuclease activity; protein binding; RNA binding. Bases 1 to 2436 code for a protein of 811 amino acids. NCBI's taxonomy places the organism in Eukaryota, Fungi, Ascomycota, Dothideomycetes, Pleosporales, Didymosphaeriaceae. The record is from RefSeq and is a predicted model, not a curated record. The transcript has a single exon.
AUGUCAAAUCGUGGAGUCUUCCAGGUGCCUUCCCCGAGGAGCCGCUUCCCCGAGCCAAUCACUCCUGUGGCAGUGGAAACGCAGCACAAACAUGUUAGGGACACGGGGCUAGGAUUUCUCGAGUAUGAUAGCUCAUCAGACGAAGAGCCUUUGUCAGGUGAGGGAAACAAUAUGAGCCUCUUCAAUGAAAUCGAAGACAGUUCGGGUUCCGAGUCUAGCUCUGGAUACUCUCAAGAGACUGUUCUUCCAGACAGGGCUAGACACGUGAGGUCCGCUUCAAUAACGUCAUCAUCUACGAGUGGGGAAUUCCUCGAUGCUCUGAAUGAGCUUCCCGAGGAUCAAGACGAAGAAGAAGUUAAGACCGCUGAGAUGAAAGGUCCAUUUCUGGGACUAGGUGAAGCAAAGAAACUGGCACUAUCAUUGGCAGAGCAAUUCGCAGCUUCGAAACAACAGAGGCCGUCUAAUGCCGGAUCAGAAAAGCGUUCUGCUCUGGCAGAAUAUACAGCCGUUGAUGGUGCUACGUACCAUAUCGCUGAAGGGCCAAGAUAUGAUAGCCAUGUCCCAGCAGAACAUCGCUACAUCGAGCGCCAAGAGCCUUAUGAGCCGGACGGAAGUGUAAAUUCUGGCAUCGGUCCAAGCCUUUAUGACGGCCGGGAAGAUGUUGAUCAGGACGUCGGAAGAGACGAAUUGAAUGAGGAAGAACGACCUGCCAUCAUAGUUUCAGGCAAGACGACUGCUAAAACUUUUGUCAGUGAGUCAGAAGGGCACGGGACGGCUGCCUUGAAGGAAUCCCCUCCGAUUUAUGCAGGAAACUCGGCUUCUAUAGACCCUGGAAAUUGCGAUAUGAAAUUCCUGGCAGAGGGACAAGAGCCCGCAGAUGUCUUCAAGCCCGAAGCUAAUGCUACAGCACAGAGAGAUUCUGGAUCUCCAGAUAUGGGAUUGCAAAAUUCGGCACAGGGAGCGAUACACGAACAACAUGCAGUGGACGUCACAGCCCUAGAGUGUGUGAAGGAAAGCGAGAAUAUAGAGGAUGGCAUGGACGAUGAUAGACCUGAGCUCGCAGGAAGCGCUCACGACGAGAAACCAGUGACGGGAACAUACAAACCUGGCGGAUUAGACCUGCAUGAUGAAAACCAGCCAGCGAAUGACACCGUCGAAGUUACCCUGAACGAUGAAACACAAACAGCAGACCGCAGUCGUGAGCAACAACCCGAUGCCUUGGCUGAUUUAUCGGCCAGGGAAAAUACACUGAACAAUAAAACAAACAUGAAAGAAAGUCUGAAACCACCACAGGACCCAAAGGAACAACAGACUAAAUUGACUGCUACAAAUGUUGAAGCUUUGAAGCAAGAUCCGAAACUCACACCUGGGUCUCUUCAACAGAAGAAACGAGAACCCAUUCCUAAGAUCAAUGUGAAUCAGUAUAUGGACGAUGCAUGGGAAGCUGCAUCCAGUGUCGCAACUUCCGUCAUGACGGAGAGAACGACAAGCCUGAUUCGUAAAGCCAGCCUCAACAGGUGGUUCGACAAAGACCAUAGACUCUUGGAGCACUUCUGCGCCCAAGGAAAGUCUCAAGCAGUUCGAGCACUUCUCGCCCAAGGCUGUAACCCAGGAAGGCCAAGACGACCACGAAAGGGGCCCAUCAUGUCGGCAACCAAGGGAGCUAGCGAGAAACACAACAAAUGUGUUCGUGCGCUGAUAGAGUCGGGUGUUGAUGUGAAUGUUACCGCUGCCUACCACGGAAAAACGCCGCUCCACUAUGCCAUUGAAAAUCCAAACUUCAAAGGCUACGCAAAACUGAUUCGCGAGCUGAUCGAAGCCGGCGCCGAAACCAAUCGAGCAGAUCUGGCCGGAAACUAUCCACUUCUGAAGAUUUUCUACGGAAAUGAAACCGGGCCACUUGAAGCGCAUCGCAGAGACGCCCUUGCGCUUCUUCUGCGUCGCGAGGAGCCAGCCACCUUGGUCGAUAUCGCGCAGCCUGGGACACUGAACACCCCACUUCAUCUCGCUGCACGUCGCAAAGAUGUACUAGCCGUGGGAUUGCUCCUCCACAGGAAGGCCGACGUGAACGCCAAAAACGCAUCCGGUCUUACUCCACUGCUCGUGACGACCAAACAACUCCGACGACCGCUGGCCCCGGAUCACAUCUCGCUUAUCGAUCUUCUACUGAGCACAAACGGCAUCAAAGUGGAUGAAAAGGCCGGUGUCGAUCAACAAACUGCGUUGCACCAAGCCGUCAAAGCAGGUAUCUGGGAGGUUGUCGAGCAGCUUCUGCAGCAUGGAGCAGAUCCAUGUUGUACUGACAAGGCAGGCCAGGAUGCAUUUUCACUUGCCAGGCGACAUGAAAAAGAGCAUACCGAGGAAGACCACAUUCACGUCAUGGAUGCAUUGAACGAAGCAUUGAGCAAUCCUUGGCCUGUAGCAUCGGAGACAUGA